AUGUCCUCUUUCGCAACCAAAACAGGCCAUGCCUUGGCCAAGAUUCUUGGCAUCACACUCGAGGAUCCCAACCAAGACGCCACAGAAAAUGCCACCCGAGGAGAGUCAAUUCUCCCCAUUCAAACCAGUGACAGCUUUGUCGAGGGGCCCCCAACUACAUCUGAAUGGCUUCACGAUCAAGUACCGACACGGCAAGAAGUCGGUGAAUAUGCCAAGUCCUUGUUUCCCUGCCUGUCCUGGAUAGGGCACUACAACCUCCAAUGGUUCGCUGGCGACGUCGUCGCCGGAAUUACUAUUGGUGCCGUUGUCGUGCCUCAGGGUAUGGCUUAUGCCCUGUUGGCCAACCUUGAGCCUCAGUUCGGCCUCUAUUCCUCCUUUAUGGGUGUCAUAACCUAUUGGAUAUUCGGAACAUCAAAAGAUAUAUCUAUUGGCCCUGUGGCUGUCUUAUCUACAGUUGUGGGAAGCGUUGUUGAAGAUGUUGCCUCAUCCCCAGAUACCAAAGACAUACCGCCGCAUGUCAUUGCCUCGGCUCUGUCCAUCAUUGCUGGGUGUAUUGUUUUGGGAAUCGGCCUUUUGAGAUGCGGGUGGAUCGUGGAUUUAAUUUCCAUCACCUCCCUGUCUGCUUUCAUGACUGGAUCUGCCAUCACAAUUGCAUCUAGUCAGCUGCCAGCACUGAUGGGUUUGACUGGCUUCUCGAAUAGAGAUCCUGCGUAUAUGGUCAUCAUCAACACCUUGAAACACCUACCCGAGACGAAACUUGACGCGGCCAUGGGACUGACGGCACUAUUCUUUCUCUACCUCAUUCGAUUCACUCUCACGUCGGCUGCGGAGCGUUUUCCAACCCACAAAAGAGUCAUCUUUUUUAUGAAUACUAUGCGAACCGUCUUUGUCAUCCUUCUGUACACCAUGAUCAGCUGGCUGGUCAACAUGCAUCGUAGGGAACACCCACUAUUCCACGUUCUUGGAACUGUUCCAAAGGGUUUCCGCAAUGCCGCUGUCCCAGAACUGUCAAGCAGCGUUGUUUCACAUUUUGGCUCCCACCUACCCGCGACCGUCAUUGUCAUGCUCGUUGAGCACAUUGCCAUUUCCAAAUCUUUUGGCAGAGUCAACAACUAUUCCAUCGAUCCUUCACAGGAAAUGGUUGCCAUUGGCAUGACCAACAUUCUAGGGCCCUUUCUCGGCGCAUAUCCAUCUACGGGCUCUUUUAGCCGAACGGCAAUUCAAUCAAAGGCCGGCGUUCGCACCCCGGCUGCCGGUAUUGUCACUGGGAUUGUCGUUCUCUUGGCCACAUACCUUCUGACAGCAGUCUUCUUCUACAUUCCGAGUGCCACACUUGCAGCCGUCAUCAUCCACGCCGUCGGUGACCUCAUCACGCCUCCGGAUACAGUCUAUCAGUUCUGGCGCGUUUCCCCCAUCGAAGUAUUUGUCUUCUUUGUUGGUGUUUUCGUCAGUGUCUUUGCUCAAAUCGAGGACGGCCUGUAUGCCACCGUCGCCAUUUCUGCCGCCAUUCUCAUAUACCGCAUCUUAAAGGCCCGAGGACGGUUCCUCGGCAAAGUACGAGUCCACUCUGUCCUUGGUGAUCACAUUAUUGGCGAGAAUCAUAAAAAGGUAUACGGAGAAUACGGUACAUUCGACGGAGCGGCUGAGGUCUCUGCACGCAAUAUAUUCCUUCCCCUGGAUCAUGGAGACGGCUCCAAUCCUGAGGUAGAACUAGAGAGUCCUUACCCUGGAAUCUUCAUUUACCGCUUCUCCGAGGGGUUCAACUAUCCCAAUGCUAAUUUCUCACUGGACUAUCUCACCGACGUUAUUUUCUCACAAACGAAGCGGUCCAGUCCCGAGAGUUUUGAGCGCGCGGGCGACAGGCCUUGGAGCAACCCGGGGCCUGGAAAAUCCGCCAAAUCUCGUCAAGAUCCAGGAGCCGACAGACGGCCUACACUCAAGGCCAUCAUUUUGGACUUUAGUUCUGUCAACAACGUUGACAUCACCUCUGUCCAGCGACUCAUUGACGUUCGUAAUCAGCUGGAUAUGUACGCUUCCCCCGGUGUGGUAGACUGGCACGUUGCAUGCAUCAAUAAUCGCUGGACCAAGCGUGCCCUCAUGGCCGGAGGUUUCGGUAUCCCCACAAAGGCUCAUGAUGGCCUGCAUCACAGAUGGAGAUCCAUCUUCAGCGUGGCUGAGAUCGGCGGAAAGGACUCUGCUGCAGCUUUGGCAGAGGACGCUGCCAACGAAAGGGAGUUGCAGGCAAGCCAGUCGCGAAUGAGUCAACUAGACGAGGAGAUGGGCCAGAGCUCUGAUUCGGAAGAAGGCUUGCCUAAACCGGGCGAUGAGAAGGCAGAAGGUGCAGCAAAACAGAAAAGACGUGGGGCGGUUGUUCACGGGCUGAAUAGACCUUUGUUCCAUGUGGACUUGACCAGCGCGGUCCAGAGUGCGAUUGCGAAUGUGGAGGCUAGAGAAGAGUUUAGGGCUGCUUCUUUGCCGUCAUCUUGA
This is a messenger RNA of Metarhizium acridum CQMa 102, 2487 nucleotides long. RefSeq lists its product as uncharacterized. Lineage: Eukaryota; Fungi; Ascomycota; Sordariomycetes; Hypocreales; Clavicipitaceae. Gene Ontology annotation, biological process: transmembrane transport. The record is from RefSeq and is a predicted model, not a curated record. Gene Ontology annotation, molecular function: secondary active sulfate transmembrane transporter activity. Gene Ontology annotation, cellular component: plasma membrane.